GUGUGGAAAAAGCUGCUGGCCCAGGGUUCCCUUGCUUGCCUUGGCGUACAUCUGCUCAAAUUCUUCCAGCCCUUCAAGCAGAAAUGGCGUGGGAUCUGGGCCAGAACCCUCUUGCAGUGACUCAAAUCUGCCCACCGUACUGGAACAGAGUGAAUGGUCCUUAGCCUCCUCUCCCUUCUGAACUGACUCUCGCCACCCCGGUGGUUUCAGCCCCGGGUGCCUUCACCUUUUCCUUGCGACUCCCCUCCACUUUGCUCCUCAUAUACUCCCUCUGGUUUUCCUGCCUCCCUCUUCAGCGGUGGGACGCAAGGCUGGACCAAAACCUCCGGGGAAGAGCUCUGCCAUCAAGGAAAGCAGCACAGGGCUAGGCCCUACCCAUGGACACUUUCCAGGUCAACCCAAAGGCACCAGUGAGGCUGCUCUCCUAAGCCACAGAGGGCCUGAGCACACCAUCCUCUGGGAGGAGCCAUGGUGUUUCGGAGGGGCAGCUCCCAGCCAUGGUCCGGACCAGGAGGGGGCAGCGGUUGCACAGGCUCCCUAGGCAUGCUCAGGGCUGCCCUGCUGCUUGUCAGCCUGGCAGGGGGUGCCCAGGGAACAGCCAGUACCAACCUCAGCACAGCUCUGGGCCAUCCUGGGCCACUGCCAGGGGGCCGCUACUUGAGCAUCGGGGAUGGCUCUGUGGUGGAGUUUGAGUUCCCAGAGGACACUGAGGGCAUCAUUGUGAUCUCGAGCCAGUACCCAGGCCAGAGCAAUGGGCCAGGGCCCGGUCCCACACUGAGAGUUACCUCCUUGGACACAGAGGUGCUGACCAUCAAGAAUGUAAGUGCCAUAACCUGGGGCAUUGGGGGCGGCUUCGUGGUGAGCAUCCACUCAGGCCUGCCUGGGCUAGCCCCACUGCACCUCCAGCUUGUGGACCCCCACGAGGCCCCACCCAUGCUGAUCGAGGAGCGGAGAGAUUUCCGCAUUAAGGUCUCACCUGCCGAAGACACCCCUACCACCGUUAGCGCCGGCCUCGUCCACUUCUCGGAGAACCCCAUACUCUACUUGCUCCUGCCUCUUAUCUUUGUCAACAAGUGUUCAUUUGGGUGCAAAGUGGAGCUCGAGGUUCUGAAGGGGUUCCUGCAAAGCCCCCAGCCCAUGCUGCUGGGCCUGUUGGGCCAGUUUCUGGUCAUGCCCUUCUAUGCUUUUCUGAUGGCCAAGGUCUUCAUGCUGCCCAAGGCCCUGGCUCUGGGCCUUAUCAUCACCUGCUCGUCACCUGGUGGCGGGGGGAGCUACCUCUUCAGCCUCCUGCUCGGAGGGGAUGUCACCCUGGCCAUCUCCAUGACUUUCAUCUCCACAGUGGCUGCCACUGGUUUCCUGCCACUGUCCUCAGCUGUCUACAGCCGACUGCUCAGCAUCCAUGAAACACUGCACGUGCCCAUCUCCAAGAUCCUGGGGAGCCUGCUGUUUAUCGCCAUCCCCAUCGUAGUAGGUGUGCUGAUCAAGUCCAAGCUCCCCAAGCUCUCUCAGCUGCUGCUGCAGGUCAUUAAGCCCUUCAGUUUUGUGCUGCUCCUGGGUGGCCUCUUCCUGGCCUACCGCAUGGGAAUCUUCAUCCUGGCGGGCGUCAGGCUGCCCAUUGUGCUGGUGGGCCUCACUGUGCCCCUGGUUGGCCUCCUGGUGGGCUACUGCCUAGCCACAUGCCUGAAGCUGCCAGUGGCCCAGCGGCGGACAGUCAGCAUUGAAGUAGGGGUGCAGAACAGCCUGCUGGCCUUGGCCAUGCUGCAGCUGUCCCUCCGCCGCCUUCAAGCCGACUAUGCUUCACAGGCCCCCUUCCUCGUGGCACUGAGUGGCACUUCGGAGAUGUUGGCCUUGGUUAUUGGCCACUUCAUCUAUAGCAGCCUGUCUUCAGUUCCCUGAGGCCCCUGGGUCAAGCUUUUGCCACUCCUAGCCCCCACCCUACACCCACUGUCCCCACAGUUCUUGUGUACCAAAGGCCUUUAGUUCUCAUGCACUAUGCACUCAGAAAAAUCCAGGCUUAUUUUUGUUACUGGUUUUUUAUUCUCCAGCUUUCAGUGCCAAAGAGGCCAUGCUGAGUUGGGUAUGUGGGCACUGCCCAGAAAAUAUAUU
Pteronotus mesoamericanus is the source of this 2106-nucleotide messenger RNA. It is a transcript of the gene SLC10A3, whose product is annotated as solute carrier family 10 member 3. The record is from RefSeq and is a predicted model, not a curated record. Gene Ontology annotation, biological process: post-translational protein targeting to endoplasmic reticulum membrane; tail-anchored membrane protein insertion into ER membrane. The transcript has 2 exons. Gene Ontology annotation, cellular component: membrane; BAT3 complex. Bases 469 to 1896 code for a protein of 475 amino acids. NCBI's taxonomy places the organism in Eukaryota, Metazoa, Chordata, Mammalia, Chiroptera, Mormoopidae. Gene Ontology annotation, molecular function: protein-folding chaperone binding.